Messenger RNA from Drosophila navojoa, 1214 nucleotides. RefSeq names its product short stature homeobox protein 2. NCBI's taxonomy places the organism in Eukaryota, Metazoa, Arthropoda, Insecta, Diptera, Drosophilidae. The record is from RefSeq and is a predicted model, not a curated record. Gene Ontology annotation, biological process: regulation of transcription by RNA polymerase II. Gene Ontology annotation, cellular component: nucleus. Gene Ontology annotation, molecular function: DNA-binding transcription factor activity, RNA polymerase II-specific; sequence-specific double-stranded DNA binding.
CUACAUAAGUUUUUUUAUUUGAAUUGGAAUGGAACUGUAUGGGGACCUGUAAUGCCAUUGGCGUUUCCUGCGAAGUAGUCGAGCGUUUUAUUUUGUAAGAGCAACUAUGAUGCUUCGGAGUGAAAGUGCUGUGAAGAAGAUUUCAAUAUUGAAUAAAAAACAUAAUUUGUAAUUAUAGUGAGCCAGCAUGGAGCAAUUAGCGCAGUUUGUAAAUAAAUCAUUUGAGUUCAAUUUAACUAAUAAUCGAGUCAACCAUUUGUUCAACUCGAUGACAAGUGCGCGCAUCCAUAAACUGGCCGACGCCACAACAACGGCAACAAAGUCCAUAGUAGUGAGCCCGAACGGACUGGGCCGUGUAUCUGUUGAUAACUGUGCUAACGGUGAAGAGUCCAUGGACAUUGAUAUCACCGAUAUUUCGGUAGCCGAAGAGAAUAGCUCGGAGGAUGAUACAAGUCUACCCAAGCCCCUGUCUCUGGUCAAAAUCCGUACGCUUCAACAGCAAUCGAUUGCACCUAUUUCGGAUAAUGAAGAGCUCCGUAAGACUGAUCCUGCCCCAAAGCCUAAGAACUGGUUGAUUUCCGAUCUAUUGGUAUCGGAUACACAAUCAGAAGGUGAAAAGUGUGAAAAGACAUCUUCCCGUUUCGAUGAUUCGACUGCAUGUAUCUCUAGCACGGCGAAUAGCUCGAAACUGAAUGGUGACCUGAUCGUAAAAUUUCAAGAUGCGGAUAGCAAAACCAGCAGCAAGUGCAUGAAUAAUAUGCAAGUUCCUGACAUCGAGAGCGCAUCAACAACAGAAACGAAAACAUCUGCAACAAUCAAUAUUAAUAUCAAUGAAUGCUCCAAUGAUAGCAAUUCCCCGGAGCUAUCGUUGCAUAAGGUGGUCAGCUCGGAGAAGUCUAUAUCUAUAUCGCCGGAGCCGCAGUCAAACAUAGGAGACACAAAUAUUGCCCGCAUGGAACACUCUGGACUCAGCAGCAAACAGCGAAGAUCGCGCACAAAUUUUACGCUUGAGCAGCUCAAUGAACUGGAGCGGCUUUUCGAAGAGACCCAUUACCCAGAUGCCUUUAUGCGGGAGGAGCUGAGUCAGCGCUUGGGACUGAGCGAAGCCCGAGUACAGGUAAGAGGCAGCAAAUAAGGAUGAGAAAAUCAGGUGUAACUGACUAUCUACUAGUCGACUUAUACAAGAAAUCAAUGGCAUUUGAUAUGCAACAAAA